This is a messenger RNA of Raphanus sativus (radish), 5202 nucleotides long. RefSeq lists its product as uncharacterized. The record is from RefSeq and is a predicted model, not a curated record. Gene Ontology annotation, biological process: proteolysis. The transcript has 10 exons. NCBI's taxonomy places the organism in Eukaryota, Viridiplantae, Streptophyta, Magnoliopsida, Brassicales, Brassicaceae. The coding region runs from base 4 to 3336 and encodes 1110 amino acids. Gene Ontology annotation, molecular function: cysteine-type peptidase activity.
GCGAUGAGGAGGAGUGGUCGGCUUUCCCUAUCUGGUGCUAAAAGCUUACCCGACCGUGAAGAACAGUCCCCCCAGCGGCGGCCGAAUGAAACGAGCGAUGGAGAUAAUAGUGUCCCCAUCCCCCGGAAAACGAAGAUGCCGCGGCGGCGGGCAGGAAAAGAACAUGUUCAGGACGAGGGACGGGCUGACGGGGGCCCCGACGAGUUCUUACCGCCUAGGUUGUUUGAGACGGAUAGGUUCCCUAGUCGUAGGUUGAACAAUUACUCAGUUUUAGGAUAUCUGUUGGUGGUGAGGGAUGCGCUUAAAGGGACUCCCGAUCUUGAUCGUUUGCUCCGUUCUUGCUUCGGACCUCUGUUUAAAAUCCCAGUGCGAAGAUGCAGUUAUUCUUCCGUCAUGAUACACGCCAUGCUCGUGAGGCAAGUAGUAACUAAGAAGAGGUACGAGUUGUGGCCUGUGUUUGGUGGAAACCCCACGAGGUUUUCGUUGGUGGAGUUUGGUGCUGUAACGGGGCUUCCAUGUGGGGAGUUCCAGCGGGGCUAUGUGGUUGAUUCUGAACCGAAGUACAAGGAGGAGGACUACGCGCUGUGGGACUAUCUCUUCGAUGGGAAACGUGACAUAACCAUAGCUGAAGUUGCAAAAAUGGUUGCGCAGGACCUGACCAUCAAGCGAGCCCGCAAAUUCAGGCUUUGUUUGAUACUCAUUGUAGACGGGGUUCUGUGUGCCUCCACAUCGCCUGUCUGCCCGAAGAUGAAGCAUGUCAAGCUCCUUGAAGACCUGACAAAAUUCCUAGAAUUUCCCUGGGGGCGCGAAGCAUUUUUUUGGACAAUCAGUACCAUGAUACCCCCUAAAAUGGUCGCCGGUGUCUGCGAUGAUCCGGAAGGGGACUUCUGUGCAAGUUUGAGGCAGCAAACCAAAAAAAUGGCGGGUUUCCCUUUGGCUCUUCAACUAGUGGUGUAUGAAGCCAUCCCGCAGUUGGUUUCGCGGCUUCGGGGAACGGACGAGGAGAAGCUUAUCGACUGUCUUAAUCUACCCCAGCACAAGGGUUUGAAGCUUUGGGAUGUCCUGGAGGCGGAGCAUCAUCCCGAGCUAAUUGUUCAGCCCAUGAUGGAGGAGCCGUCGGAUGUGCCAGACGGCUGGGGUUGUUGGGAUGAUGAGAUUUUUGACAGGACGGUGAAACACAUGUGUGGACGGAUCACAGUUGGAGAUAAGUUCGGGAAGUUUGUUUGGAGGGGAGGUGAUGGGAAGGAAGAUUUAUUAGACCACGAGGGAGCAAAGGCGGCCAAAAAAAGGAAGAGGGAAGCUGCGAAGCCAGAUCCAGCACGAGGGCCUGCCUUGAAGCAACGCAGGGUUAGCGGGUACUUCAGAAAGCCAGUACUGGUGGAUGAGGAAGUGGUUGGAAAGCUAGUUAAGCGGGUCGAGGUAUUGGAGAAGACUGUUGCUUGGUUGAAACUGAAGCUUUGUAGGCGUCGGAGGGUGGGGUUGACGCCGAGCAAGGAACUUCUGCGUAGUGUUAAGUUAGUGAAGAGAAAGAAGAGAGAAACCCCUGUUGUAAGCGAGGAUUGCGAAGAGUUUGAGGAGGGGGAGGAAGAGGAGGGUAAGGGGCUUUUCAUUGAAAGUGAUGACCGGGAUGAAGAUGUAAAGGAUGUUGACGGGGGGAGUGAUGGUGAUGGCUCAAACAAGGAGGAUGGUGAUGGGUCAAACAGGGAGGAUGUUGUACAAGGAGCUGUUGCUAAUGUUAUGGAAGUAGGUGAUGGGCUUAACAAGGAAGAUGUGGAAGAGGACGUUGUUGUUGAAUGUAUGGAAGUAGAUGGGAAGAAAUGUGUGGUGGGGGCGUCUGAAUUUUGUGUUGGCCUCGAGAGUGAAAGCGUGGAGAAAAGUCUAACGGAUGAUGGGGAUGAUAUUCCAGAGAAUAAGGGAGACGAGGGGGUUGGGAUGACUUUGGGUGGAGAUGUGCUGCCUAGUGAUGUGUCUAAGGAGGUGUUGGAGAGUGUUGUGGGUGGGAUGUAUGGAGAUGAUGAAGGGGGCAAGGUAGGGGAAGAGGAUGGGGCUGAUAGUAGCGUUGAAGUUAAUCCGGAUGGACAUGAUCGUGUAACUGCGUUUGGGGAUGUGCCUGAUGGUGGACUAGAGGAGACAAAGAUGGGAGAUUUAGGUGGUGCGUGCAGUGAGGAGGCGUGUGAUGGUUUGGACAAACUAAUCGGGGGGAUUAUUAAGGAGAGUCUUAUUCUUGAGGGGGGUGGAACAGAGGAUGCGGAUGUGGUGGAAUCGAUGGAGGGACCGAUUGAUAUGGGCGAUACUGGCGUCAAGGGUGUGGAGGAUAUGUGUCUACGUGGAGAGGUAGUUGGUGGCCUGGCAACCACCGUUGUGGAUGAGGACGGAGCCACUUUACCAACUCUAAUGGAUACCGUGACGAAGGUUGUGACGGUGUUAACGGACUCCCCGACAAGUGUAGCCAGUUCCAAGCACAAGCCUGUUGAGGCUGAAGCGUCGUUAGCCUCCCUGCUGCUUGGGAAGGAACCGUUUUCACUAGCAAAUAUCCUCCCAGGCCGUGUUGAUCCUGAUUUCGAUUAUUUUGAGAAUGUUCUGCUGGCCGAUCCGAAAGUGAUUCAUCUUGGAGCUGGUGGCCACGACCUGGACAAUCAGUUUUUCCUCGAUCUUGCAUCCCCACAGAAGUGGGUUUCCAGUAAGCACAUGGAAGUUUUGAUGGAAUAUGUGGCUAAGAGGCACGCGGAGACGUUUAGGGCGAGGAGAGUGAUGUUUGUGGCUCCGUGGUUCAUGGAACAACUGGCUGCAAAAGCAGAGACCUUUGAUACUUCUAAGUACAAGGGUAGGGUAUUUUCUGACCGUAAGAUUUCGGGUUAUCUGACAAAGAAGGGCCAGAAACUAGGCAUUGAUGUGGAUGAGGUCUAUGCGCCAAUGCUUUGGGCCAAGAACCACUGGGUAGGGUUGCGGAUCAGUUUGACGGGGUGGAGCGUGUUGGUUUAUGAUUCUGACCGGAGCCUUAGGGAACAGGAUGUAGCGAUGUCCUUAGUGUCACCAAUUGCGAAGAUGUUACCUUAUGUGGUUCGCAAGGUUUGUGGGGCUGAUGCAUUGGACGGUCGUGGGCUGGAGCCUUUUAGUGUUGGUUUUUUGGCCAAUGGCUAUCAGAACGCUCGUAGUGGGGAUUGCGGGCCAGUGUGUGUGAAGUUUAUGGAGUUGGCUGGAACAGGUGUGGAGGAGCCAGGUGCAGAGGACCUGACGGAUUUGUUGGUCGACGUUUUCAGGAAGCAAUGGGCAAUGGACGUGUACAAGGAUUUGGUGGUGCCUUUGUACCUUGUAGGUGCUGAGUCUGAUCAGUAGGGAAGACUUGGGGAGGGCGAGAGGCUUUUUUUUUUGUGUAUUUUCGGCUAACUAUUAUGGAUGGUGGUGUCCUUUUUUUGGAUGGCAAAUGUUGUAAGUUAAGGAACGUGAACGGCGUGGAUGAUGAAGUAAAACUAUUUUAGUUUUUAAAAAUGCGUUUGGUUUUCUUUCUAGUGUGCAGAAUUUUUCUACAAUGUUAUGUAUUGAGGGGUGGCAGGUUUGGUAGUGGGCUGUCAUUGAUGGUAAUUUUGAUUGCGAAGGCUAUGCAGAUAUGCGUACUAGUCAAACGAUGUACGCAUGUACCUUUAGUGGAGCUGUACAUGAAACAGUGUGUACGCAUGUACGUUUUAUAGUGACCCCAAAUGGUAAGUGUCGCAAAAUAGUAGGAAACAUGUGCUCAGUGGAGUAACGAAGUACGAAUAUGCCGUAGGUUUGAGUAUUGAGUUUUGGCGUUACAAACUGGGAUAAUUUAAAUAGAAGUACGAACAUACAGAUCUAGUAGCUGGGGUGGUAAAUGAAGAGCUAAUACAAACAGAUCGGUAGGAGGAAAACAGAUUAGUUAACAGUCUGAAAGCUUCUCGAAACUAGUAAUAAAGUUUGUAGCAUAAGGCGAGUAAGACAACACAGACUGAAAGCUUCUUGAAACUUGUAAGUUCAAGGUCCAGAAGCUUUAGGUUGUUUUGUGUUUGUUGGAGGUCCUCACGUGUGCGUUGGAGAAUGUUGGAAUAGGCCAGAGUAUCCUGUGAAAAGCUUUCGAUGUUGGACUGUAGCAAUUUAAAAUCGGUGUUCGCUCCCAGGGCUCCGCUCUCUAGCUGAUCGAGACGAUCCUUCAGGUCUUCAAUCUCCUCAACCAUAGAUUCGUCCGUCCAUUUGAAAAGGUGUUUCGGAUUUUCCUGUGUGAAAACAGAAAGCGUAGUUGUCAAAUAAGUUUAAAGGCAGUUCCUUUUUUGUUUGCUAAAAAGUAAACAUGUAGUUGGCGCGGUUACCUCGUUGCCGUAUGGACAGCUAUGGAAGAGGCGUCCGGGGUUGGUCUUUGUCCUGGAAGUGCGGUAUCGAGGAAUUAGGGCUCCACAGUUGCAGUGAGUAGGAAACCCCCUUUGAUUGUCUCCCAUGAUGGUCUCUAAUAUACUGCGGAAUCUUUUCUGGGGAAACGGUGUGAACCCUAAAUCUGGAUGUUUUCUACAGGUGGGAGGAUGACGGAGGUUAAUAAACGGCACGUUACUGUUGAUGUGGCAUUUUUUGUUUUCAUUAGUUUGGAUCGUUAAACGGUUUGGGCCUGCUAGUUAGUUAUGUAUAGAAUUGGGCCUUUUGGUCGUUUUUUCGUGUACGAAAGAAACGGCGUACACAUGGAUAGAGCGUCUGUUUUUAAAGUGCGUACAUGUAUGUCUGUUUUUUAAAAUUGGUUUGAAUGUUUAAGAGAAACGUAGUUUUUUUUGGCGAGGAGUAGUAAAUGUUUUCUACCACAAGAGUAAUUCAAACUAGUAAUAGAACAGGAUUGUACUAUCCUGAUUGAAGAUAAGCACUUAAGUUAAAGCGGGGAGCUUACAAGAUUUUGAUAAUGUUACCGGGCACGCGUGUUUAAUGCCACACAAAAAAAAAAGAGCUACAUCAUGGUCGAGGUACAGAGACCUGAUAAAACAAGAAAGCCCUUGCAAAGUACAAAAUACAAUAAGCAGAUCCUGGGUGAAUUUGCUAUCCAAAAGAGAUAUCACUUGGAUAUAAGAUUAACCAAGGGGGACUACACAUGUGGUCCGGUUGUGGCCCGUACCACCACAGCGAGUACACUUGUUUCGAACAGUUUUUGUUUUCUUCGUAGGCUGUUGAGUAUGAGAGUAACUGAGUUGGUAACCGGAAAAGGGAAACAGU